GAAUAUGGAUUAUAAAUAUGAAAAUUAUACAUUUUGAAAGGCCUUUGUGAUGGGGAAUAAAGGUGUACGUUGAAUGUUUGAUUAAAUGUUUCAAUAAUAGAUGUCGCGAUUAAAAAUGAAAUGCAUUAAUUCUUUAGAAAACAGAUAUUAAAAAUACAAUUAUUUAUAAGAAAGUGUCAACAAAAGGCCAAGUAUAUUGGACAUGAUUUUAUGCUCUUUUUAACAGAAACGGUUCGAACGUUGCUAAUUCACGAGCACACAAAUACUACUUAUAAUAAAACACGUUAUAAUACAUAACGGACGUACUAAUAUUGAGAACGAUAUAAGAAUCAAGCGUUCUUGUACGGUGUGUUACGCUACUCGAGGAGAUUUGUAACACAACAAAACCUGAAAAUGUCAAAGGCGAAAGGAAACUCAGGAACGACCAAGAAUUCAAAAACAAAGAAGCAAAAAUCAGAGAUAGAACAGAUAUUUGAAAAGAUCGACCUGAACAAUGACGGCCGGAUAUCCGUCAUCGAGCUCACGAAGGCCGCCCGCCUCCUUGGUAUGAACCCGACACAGGAUGAGGCUGCGCAGAUGAUCGCCGAUUGCAACCCCUCACAGGAGGGGUAUGUGAACAAGUCAGAGUUCAAAAAGUUGUUUUCGGACCAGAAGGCGGACAUCGACGCACAAGUGGAAGAGAUGAAAACCGCCUUCAAGGUCUUUGAUAAGGAUAACAGUGGUACAAUCAGCCGUGACGAAAUCCGGGAAGUUUUAAACAUGGCCGGGGAGAAAAUAGACGACAGCGAAAUCGACGAAAUGCUGCGAAAGGUCGAUAUUGAUGGGGACGGCAAUAUCUCCAUUGAUGAAUUCGCUGCUGUGAUGUGUGACUUAUGAAAAGGAGAAAAGAAUACCGAGUUUUAACUGUGCAGACUGAUUAAAACAAAUAAAAUUGAACAUUUUUGUAACUUUUACGAAAUUCUACAAGGCCCAUCGCGAUCCUACCUCCCCCCCCCCCCCAACCUUAAUAGUUGCCCAAGAAAUUCGUUUGAAAUUCGAUAAAAAUGAUGGGACAUUUCACAUUUUUUCGGUGCAUCUUUUGAAAUAUGUUUUUAAAUAAAAGGGAUAUUGAUGCGUGUUUUUCCACUUCCUAUGUAGAGCUUUUCUUGAAUAUUGUUCUGUACAAAUUUAAAAAAGAUGCGACUUUUAACAAACAAAAUGGUACCGCUUUUUUUCUUGGACGUUAUCAAAACGCGGGGUGGUAUUGCUAUAUUAAUUAAUAAAAUGCUAUUUGAAAUUAUUAAAAGAAUAAAAGGGAGUUACACUAAAGGAAAUAAUAAACAGUUAGGCCAAAAAAAUACCUGUGUUUCCGGUAACAUGGCGAAAAAAAUAGGGUCGGUAGGUCGGGAUUUUUUUUUUACACUUUCCAUAUCAUGCAAAUUUCUGUUGCAUCAGAUCAAUUAUGUUUUAUCUUCGCGUUUCCUAAUUUACCAAAAGUCUGAUAAAACAGCAUUGUUUAAUGUCUGAAAUCAUUUCCUUAACUUCGACUACCGUAUUUCCCCGCCAAUGUUUCCCAUGAAAUCUGGUGCUUUUUUGUUUACAAUACUCGUUUAUAAGUCGUGAUCGGUUUUUAGGAAAAAUCCAGCACUUCAAUUUCAACAAAUCUUUGAUAAUGUUUUAGCCAAACAGUCAAUUAUCAACUAAAUUUUUAAUUUGCUUGAGGAAAAUCGCCGAUUUCCUUGUCAACUGUGAGCUCCUUAAACUAGGCCUUCAAGUGGAGGUAGGUUAAUAAAACAACAAGUAAACGUGGUUAUGGAUUUAUCUUAUUUUCGUUCAUUACUGCAAUCAAAGAUUCAUUCAUAUUUAUAGUGAGUUUCAUUGUUUUAAGAUUCCCAGACGACGAUUAUUGAUUGUUAUUUUUUUGAUCGUAUGGUAUUUUUGUACCAGCCUAGGCGAAAUCCUGGCAAUCAAAUGGGAUCAUAGUGAUACGGUAUCCGACUGACCGAAUUAGAUACAAACCAUAGCCACGCGCUUUUGAUCUUAUCACCGCUCGUGUUUGUGACGUCACAAAUUGAUACCGCUCGUGCUCUGACGUCACAAAUUGUACCGUUUGAUCUGCAGCCGACACAUUCCAAUAAAUGUGUUUCACAGGUUAUUGUUUGGAUUUCAGUUGAUGGGACUUAAAUAAGGCGAAAUAAAUAACCAUUGAUAAUUGCGGAUAAAUUAAUAUAACGAUUAAUGAAAUGUGUAUUGGAACCUGGCAGUUAGUCUGCAUGAAUUCGCAAAGCCUAAUCGUAAGAAGCUUGCAUGAUAUACGCAAAGCCUUAUCGUAAAAAAGUAAGUUUUAAUUUGGACAUGGAUAUGGAUAAAUAACACCGCGAACAAAUAUUUCCAUUAAAAAGACAGCAAAAUAUGUCUCUGGUGAUCAACCACCUGUUUUGACCGUAAACAUACGUUUGCCAAUUUUAAGAUUUCGGACAGGGUUCGCCGCCAUCUGCCAUUUUGUUUUUCCGUCUCGGUAAUCCAUAAUCAGGAAUGAAAGUACAUUCUCCGGGGACAUUGAAAGAUAAACAACGAAAAUAAUAACGAUAUAUUUAAAGAAAUAUAUUUUUUUUACGAAAUAAUUUAAAAAUAUAUAAUAUUUUUUACUUUUAUGUCUAAAAAAAGAUUAGGGUCGGCGAGGAAAAAAUAGGUUCGGUCGGGUUACCGGAAACACAGGUAUUUUUGUUUUUGGCCUUAUAUAUUCUUGAAAGGGAAUACAUUUUAUUAUAAAAGACACAUGGAUUUGACGUUGAAAAAAACGUUUAUAUCUUUUAUAGCUGCACUCUCACAGAUUUACCAUUUUACAACUUUUUAUUUUUUGUCUUAGAAAGAGAAAAUGUUUGCGAAAAUAUCUGCUUACCAAUGUUAUAAGAUUGUUGACAACAGAUCAGAGUGCAUACUUUCAUAUUUCUGUUCGAAAAUUAAUGUUUUAUGGCUUAAACUGAACGGUUUAAGAAAAAUGCAUAACAUAUCAAUUUUUAAUUAUAAAAACCUGCGAUCUUAUUUUUUGCCGACAGUCUAAUAUAACUGGUUUCCAUGGAUUUUCGCAAAAAUUGGCUCGUUCCAAGACAAAAAAUAAAAAAGUUGUCAAAACGUUCAAUCGGUGAGAGUGCAGCUUUAACUGCAUCUUAUAUAUGAAUUGUG
This is a messenger RNA of Mya arenaria, 3165 nucleotides long. RefSeq lists its product as uncharacterized. Bases 394 to 876 code for a protein of 160 amino acids. Gene Ontology annotation, molecular function: enzyme regulator activity; calcium ion binding. The record is from RefSeq and is a predicted model, not a curated record. The transcript is spliced from 5 exons. Lineage: Eukaryota; Metazoa; Mollusca; Bivalvia; Myida; Myidae.